Molecule: messenger RNA, 669 nt
Organism: Hibiscus syriacus
Lineage: Eukaryota; Viridiplantae; Streptophyta; Magnoliopsida; Malvales; Malvaceae
Product: ras-related protein RABA4d-like
Exons: 2
Coding region: 1-669 (222 amino acids)
Cellular component (GO): endosome
Molecular function (GO): GTPase activity; GTP binding
Source: RefSeq, a predicted model, not a curated record
AUGUCGAACUUAUAUGGAGAUUACAAUCAAAAGAUCGAUUACGUGUUCAAAGUGGUAUUGAUUGGGGAUUCAGCGGUGGGGAAAUCUCAGCUGCUUGCUCGUUUCGCCAGGAACGAAUUCAAUGUGGAUUCGAAAGCCACAAUCGGUGUUGAAUUCCAGACGAAAACCCUCGUCAUUGAUAACAAGACGGUUAAAUCCCAAAUUUGGGAUACUGCUGGCCAAGAAAGGUACAGGGCCGUGACGAGUGCGUACUAUCGAGGAGCAGUAGGAGCAAUGUUAGUUUACGACAUGACGAAGCGGCAAUCGUUCGACAACAUGGAGAGGUGGCUGGAGGAAUUGAGGGGACAUGCUGAUACGAACAUCGUGAUCAUGCUUAUCGGGAACAAGUGUGACUUGGCGAACCUGAGAGCGGUACCCACGGAAGAUGCACAAGAGUUUGCUCAAAGGGAGAGCCUGUUCUUCAUGGAGACAUCGGCACUGGAAUCAACCAACGUCGAGACCGCAUUUUUCACGGCUCUAAUACAGAUAUAUCGAAUAAUCAGCAAGAAAACACUCACCGCUAAUGAUGAGCUAGAUCCCAAUGGCAAUGCUGCUCUCCUUAAGGGAACUAGGAUUAUUGUCCCCAAUCAGGAGAUGCAAACACCUAGUAAAAGUGGCUGCUGCGCAUGA